GACGCUUAUGGUUGCUCGUUUCAGAAUUUUCAUAUAAGUCUUCUGAUGGUGUUCCGGUCACUCUAAUCCAGUAGGGUUAAAACAACGUACAGUUUUUCGUUUGUCGCGUUUUGAUUUUGUAUAUACUUGAAACGAAACACGCUUAUAUUUUUUGUAUAAGAAGGCGCAUGUAAAUAUUACAUUUUUGUGGAAGCACGUUUUCACUUAAGGCAGAAAUCCGACUAUACUAACAGGAUCAGGAGUAAAUUGUUAUAUUUUGUCAUGUAAUAUCAUCAACAAAGGAUCCCAAUACAAUAAAAAACCAGUGCCGACCAUUGUGCUUCAGUGUGCCUUGUUCAAGGAACCUUAUUCCCGAGCAAAAUAUUGGAUUUCCACGACCAUGCACAAGGAAAAAGUUACAUGUACACAAAACGUUAAAAAUGUAAUCAACAAAGAUCACAAAUUAAAUGGAAGCUCAAAUGAAAGUACAACUAAAACAGUGAGUUUAAUCAAUAAAAGAGAUGAUAGAGAAGAAUAUGACCUUGUGCCGCCUGAUGGCGGAUGGGGUUGGCUCGUGCUAUUGGGAUCGUGCUUAACCAACAUCCUUAUUCCUGGCACUAUCAAAAGUUUUGGAGUAUUAUUUUCGGAAUUCACUGAAGCCUUUAAUUCUUCACCCACAAAGGCUGCUUGGAUACCCGCUCUGUGCUAUUUUCUUUAUAGUUCAUUGGGACCCGUUUCGAGCAUACUGUCUGUCAAAUACUCCUAUCGUACAGUCACUCUUCUUGGUGGAGCGUCUGCAUCGCUUGGAAUGAUUCUUUCCUUCUGGGCAUCAUCUAUUGAGUACUUGUAUAUUAGCUAUGGCGUUUUAGUGGGAAUUGGGGCUGGUCUCUCUUUUCCGCCGACAGUUUACAUUGUGACAUCGUAUUUUGCAAAGCUACGCGGAUUGGCUAACGGCCUGUGUAUCUCGGGCAGCGCGUUGGGCAGCAUAAUUCUUCCGCCCCUUCUACGAUGGUUACUAGAGACAUACGGCUAUCACGGGUCCUGCCUAAUCAUGGGAGGCAUUACUUUGAACGUAUUUGUAGCUGCUCUUUUUUAUGAGCCAGUUGAACAGCACAUGAUACGACUACCCCGUGCACGUCAAGCUUUAAAUGACAUUCCUGAGGAAGAAGAUAUUGGCAUUGUGAUGAAGUUUGAAAAUGUCGAGGAGUCUGUUCCUAACAACGAGCAGACUUGCAAGCAGUUAUUGCCUUACAACUCUCCUCCUUCUCCGCUAUAUCUUCCGGACGAUGAAAAGCUGCAAUUUGUGCGGAGCGCAUCGGCAGCAGUUGUACAAAGCUACUCCAAGCCUGGAGACGAGUUUCAACCUCGAUCUCGUAAGAUUAGUACCCCGGUGAGGCUUCCUCAAAGGAAUCAGACAUUUACGCCUGGCCAAUUAAAUUCACAGUCUUCCUUGUACGCGGUUCCCGAGGGCCGCUCUAGCUCAAACAAACUCACUCUGAGGAAUUCAUCCAAAUCGAGACUUUCCAAGCGCUCGCCCUCGACCAGCAGUUUUCUAUAUGUCAGCACCCCAUAUCACGGCAGCACAUUAUCUUUCCAGCCAAAGGAAUUUUCUUCGCAUUUAUCGCUUCGGUCAGUAGGCAGUAAUGGGGCGGCCACUGCUGGCGACUUGUCCGGGUUAGAAGGAAGGCAAGCUGCCGAAAUUCGGGGCAAGGUCCCACCCGCUCAACGAUCGAAGUUUUUCGAUCUAAGCUUGUUUAAAGACCCAAUAUAUUUGGUCAUACUUAUCUCAAACUCGACGAAUGCUAUUAGUUACACGAAUUUCAUCAUUUUACUGCCCAGUUUUGGAGAAGCCAGGGGUUUUACCAAAUCAUUAUCUGCAUAUCUGCUUUCAGUUGUCUCUGCCACAGACCUUAUUGGACGAAUAGGGGGAUCAGCUUUAUCGGAUAUGGGAUAUAUUCCCAAGACUUGGUACUUUGUCGGAGGCUUGUCCAUAUCAGGUCUUUCCCUUGCGUUACUACCUUUUGCAUGGUCCUACAGUUCUGUUUGUUUCUGGUGUGCACUUUUUGGGCUCGCUUCAGGAAUUUACGUGGGAAUUACUGCUGUGAUUAUGGCAGACAUGCUUGGUACAGAACGUCUGACAUCAUCCUAUGGUAUAAGCCUUUUCGUAAAUGGUUUGUUGCAGUUGGUUGGACCGCCACUUUGCAACUUUUGGUUUGAGGCUGUCAAUGAUUAUAAUCCCCUCUUUCACGCCCUUGGUCUGACGUUGUUGGCCGGGGCUAGCCUUUGGAGUUUUAUGCCAUGGAUUAAUAGACGCAAAGCCAAAACGGAAGAACAAGAAAGGGCUGAAAUCAAUGAAGAGGCUGUCAAUAGCUAUUAAACGGAAAAUAAUCGUAUUAAUCGACGUAAAAUAAAAAUUAGAUUUUAUGAGAAAAUUGGCGCACAAACAGUGAUGAAGUCACGUGUGCGGCCUUUAACGGACCGAACUACAAAACAGCACUUAUAUUUUCAAAACAAUAUAUUUAUUUUCCUUAAAAAUUCUUUUUUAUAUAACUGCUUAAGGAAAUCUAUUAUAUUGUAUAAUAUUAAAAUUAUUUUUUAUUUAAUACAAAUAUUAAUAGUCUAGGCCGCAUAAGAAAUCAAAAUAAUGAAAGUGUUGAAGGAAAUGUAUCGAUUUUAUUACUAUUUUUUCUAAAAAUAUGCAAACCGAAAUUAUCAAAGACUAAAUGAAAAAAUCGGAAAAAUAAAAACGAUUAAAACAAACAAAAACUGUUACAUUCUCCCUUCAUUCCAUGUGUAUUUAUUCAUAAAGAGAAUUUAUAUAAAACUCGUUAAUGCUUUAGGAGCUGCAGAGAGUUAGAAGUAUGUAGAUACUAUAGAAAACAGUCUAUUAUAGUCCGAACAAAGUACCCUGAAAGGCUCAUGCACGUCAUAAUUAGAUCUACAAAGAUUUAAAACUAAAGGAGCAUAAUUUCUAGUAAAUCUACUUGGAACCGAGAAAUUUAGUCUACUUAACAAGUAAGCACUGUCAAUAAACAAAGUAUCAAGCAUC
This is a messenger RNA of Drosophila ficusphila, 3028 nucleotides long. It is a transcript of the gene hrm, whose product is annotated as monocarboxylate transporter 13. Lineage: Eukaryota; Metazoa; Arthropoda; Insecta; Diptera; Drosophilidae. The transcript is spliced from 5 exons. The record is from RefSeq and is a predicted model, not a curated record. Gene Ontology annotation, molecular function: monocarboxylic acid transmembrane transporter activity. Bases 380 to 2356 code for a protein of 658 amino acids. Gene Ontology annotation, biological process: monocarboxylic acid transport; transmembrane transport.